CAGCAGCAGCAGUCAGUCAGUGUACCGUGGGCCGCCAGUGGGAUCAGACACGCGUCCCUGUUCCUUCCCGUCCCUUGGCCACGCUCCCUCGCCGCCACACGUUCGGCCGAGGGCAGCGCGCGGCGACCUGAGCGAGGAGCUGCAGAACACGAGGCGGCCGGCAUGACGAAGGACCUUACCCACCUCAUUUAAGAGCGACCAACGGAGAACUUUUACAUAUCGAAGUGACACAUAUCAAGAAGACGUCCUCCUCUUCCUUCUUCUCCACCUGUCCUUCCCCUCGUGCCUUCCAUCCAGCGCGUCGAGAUUAACCAUGAAAGAAAACGGGACGAGUAACCAACGACCCUGCAUCCACGUGAGGCCUGGAGGCGGGUGUGUCGAGGGGCUGCUUCCUGCCGUGUACGAGGCCGCCCUGGUGCACUCCGAAACGCAUCACCAUCGCUCCAACCACAGCCUCCAGCCCGACCAGAGCACCUCCGCCAUCAUCUAUGUGUCCAUCGUGGUGGUGUUCUACGUGGUGAUCAUCGCGGUCCUGGUCGGCACUACGCUGCGACGCCGAGGCCUCGUCAACGAUGAACCAGAGGACUCCAAACACCUGCUUCUAUACGACGAAAAAACAGACUCCGUAACCACUACCCCGGCCGUCCCAACAUCCAAGAUUCACGAGGCGGGGCUGCUAACGGUGUAGAGUCCAGAGGCGCGUCGCGGGGAUGAAGGAGUGACUUUGAACGAGCGAGAGGGAGUGAGAGAGGGAGAGUAGAGAAGGAGAAUGAAGGAGGAGGAGGAGGAGGAAGAGGAGAUAAGAGAAGGUGAAGGACGCGAUAAUAGCUUUAGAGGAAGAGGAAGAAGAGGAGGAGGAGGAUAAUUCAGAGCAGAAGGGAGAGGAAAAUGUAUGAGAUGAGAGAGAGAGAGAGAGAGAGAGAGAGAGAGAGAGAGAGAGAGAGAGAGAGAGUGUCCUAUGUCUUCCUGACCUUGAGAUAAAGAGAGAGGGAGAGUGAGAGAGAGAGAGGGAGAGAGGGAGGGAGAGAGGGAGAGAGAGGAGGUAAUGGAUGAGAGAAGAAGACACCAAAGACCAUUAAUCCUUUAUCUUCUCCCUCUCCUCCUUCUUCUUCUUUUCCUCCUCCUCCUCCUCCUCCUCCUCCUCCUCCUCCCCUUUAUGACAACAAGGCAGUAAUGAAGAGUCUUGAUCUUCGGAAGAUUUAACCUUAUUGUUAACCUCCUCCUCCUCCUUAUCCUCCUCCUCUUCUUCCUCUUCCUCUUCUUCAUUCUUCUCCUUAUCGUUUUCCUCCUCCUUCCCUUUCUCAGUCACCUCAUCUUCCUUCUUUCCCUUAUCAUUCUCCUCCUCCUCCUCCUCGUCUUUCUCCUCCUCCUCCUCUUCCUCUUAGUCCUCUUCAUUUUCAUAUUUCUCCUCCUCCUCCUCCUCCUCUUUCUGCUCUUCAUCAUUCUCCUCCUCUUCCCCCUCCUCCUCCUCCUUCACCUUUCUUCCUUAGCUUCUUCUUCCUUCUCUUCGUCUUUGUCCUCCUCCUUUACCCUCUUCCUCCUCUUCAUCCUACUCCUCCUUAUCACUCUCUUAUUUCUCCUCCUCCUUCUCCUACGUAUCGUUCUCCUUCUCUUCCUCCUCUUUAUCAUUCUUCUCUUUCUACUUCUCCUCUUCCUCCUCUUCAGUUUCCUCCUACUCUUUCUCUUUAUAACUUUCUUGUUUCUCCUCCUCCUCCUCCUUCUACGUUUCCUUGUCUUCCUCCUCUUCCUCCUCUUCCUCCUCCUCCUCCUCUUCUUCAAUUUCAUGUAAUAAUGCACAAGGCGACGCAAUACACACACACACACACACACACACACGCACACACACACACACACACACACACUCACCCUACCCCCCACCCCCCACACACAAACAAGCAAACACACAAACCACACACCACCACCACGACCACCAAAAUUCCACAACAUAUUUCAAACAGUUUCAAAAUUAAGCCUCAGUUAUAAAUUCCAACUAGCGGACUUAGUUCCUGCCUCUCCCUCUCCCUCUCCCUCUCCCUCUCUCUCUCUCUCUCUCUCUCUCUCUCUCUCUCUCUCUCUCUCUCCCCCCUCUCCCCCGAACCUACCUAAGCGAUUCUACACUUCCCAUUUUCUAUAACCAAGGGAGAAGCAACAGAAAGGGUGGACCAUUACAUAACCCUCACGGCCCCUCUCUACAGCGCCAGAAUAACCGAUGGUGGUCAGUGUGAUGAGAGAGGAAGGGCAAACGGAGGAGAACUGACUGACUAAGAUAUUCGGAAACCAUAGACGCCGAAAAGAGAAGGAGAAUAAGAGAGAGGAAAGAGGAGUUAAAGGUGUGUCAAGGGGGGGUUUUGCUCCUAUAUACAGCCUCCCCGUGUACUAUAUGUAUAUGUAUAAACUGACCCACAUAUCAGCCACUUUGUAGAUUAGUGUGAGAGAGAGAAAGAGAGACUGAGAGAAAGAUUGAGAGAAAGGGAGACUAAGAGAGAGAGAGAAGAAAGACUGACUAACUGACUUUACUUAUUGACUGACUAGGAGAUAAAGAGAUGGAGAUACAUAGAUAGAUAGAUAGUUAGAGAGUGAGUGAGUGAGUGAUAGAGAAUUAAGGAGACUAUACCUAACGGACAAACCUACAGACAGACAGACACUUGGAAUUCGUCGACGCUAUGUUACCGUACGAGAGUGUGAGCUUGAGUGGACGCGGAUAACGAACAGGAAGCUCAAGCGAAUACCUGGGAGGACAUUAUUACUUACUGAGACGAAAACAUUUACCGCAUUCCACAUUGUACUGAGAAUGAACCGUAUUUACAUCA
Molecule: messenger RNA, 2810 nt
Organism: Eriocheir sinensis (Chinese mitten crab)
Lineage: Eukaryota; Metazoa; Arthropoda; Malacostraca; Decapoda; Varunidae
Exons: 4
Coding region: 314-688 (124 amino acids)
Source: RefSeq, a predicted model, not a curated record